Messenger RNA from Hordeum vulgare subsp. vulgare (domesticated barley), 1899 nucleotides. Its product is annotated as E3 ubiquitin-protein ligase GW2. Lineage: Eukaryota; Viridiplantae; Streptophyta; Magnoliopsida; Poales; Poaceae. The transcript has 9 exons. Gene Ontology annotation, cellular component: cytoplasm. The coding region runs from base 267 to 1685 and encodes 472 amino acids. The record is from RefSeq and is a predicted model, not a curated record.
GAAGCCGAAGCCUAGUGAGCUGUGUUGUCCUGGAGUGUCGCGUGCGCCCUUCUCUUUUGCUUUGCCUUCCCUUUUCUCCCACCCCGAGGGGAAAUGCAUUUUUAAAAACAGGGUAAUCCCACCUCGCCUCGGCCCUCCCCAAGCCCAGCAACAUCGCGUACGCGUGCGUAUACCGUAUGUAUCUACAGUGAGGCGGCGCAGGGCAAGGGUUUCGUCUCCGGCGGCGGCGGCGGCGGAGGGGUGGCAGGAGGUUAGAUCUGGGAGGGAUGGGGAACAGAAUAGGAGGGAGGAGGAAGGCCGGGGUGGAGGAGCGGUACACGAGGCCGCAGGGGCUGUACGAGCACAGGGAUAUCGACCAGAAGAAGCUACGCAAGCUGAUCCUCGAGGCCAAGCUCGCGCCCUGCUACCCGGGGGCUGACGACGCCGCGGGGGCUGACCUGGAGGAGUGUCCCAUCUGCUUCCUGUACUACCCAAGCCUUAACCGAUCAAAAUGUUGCUCGAAAGGGAUAUGUACAGAGUGCUUUCUUCAAAUGAAGCCAACUCAUACUGCUCGGCCUACACAGUGCCCAUUCUGCAAAACCCCCAACUAUGCCGUGGAGUAUCGCGGUGUAAAGACAAAGGAGGAAAGGAGCAUAGAGCAAUUUGAAGAACAAAAAGUCAUUGAAGCACAGAUGAGGAUGCGCCAGCAAGCACUUCAAGACGAAGAGGAUAAGAUGAGAAGAAAACAGAGUAGGUGCUCUUCUAGCAGAACAAUCGCUCCAACAACAGAAGUCGAAUAUCGAGAUAUUUGCAGCACAUCCUAUUCAGCGCCACCGUACCGAUGUACUGAGCAAGAAACUGAAUGUUGUUCGUCUGAGCCUUCAUGUUCUGCUCAGGCUAACAUGCGGUCUUUCCAUUCUAGGCAUACUCGGGGACCAAGUCAUGUCUUUCUUCUUGACCAACAAAGCAGGGGAGGAAUAAGGACUGUUGCUGUCUCUAAUCACUUGGUUUUUGAUCAUGUCCUUAACAAUGCCUUCCAUGAUAUCCUUUUGGUGGUGAGGAAGUCUGUAAGUGAUGGUAACAUAGACAUGAAUAUAGAGGACAUGAUGGUUAUGGAAGCGAUUUGGCGUUCAAUUCAGCAGGAGCAAGGAAGUAUAGGAAACCCUGCUUGUGGGAGCUUUAUGCCUUUUGAGCAACCAACACGUGAGCGGCAGGCAUUCGUUGCAGCUUCUCCUCUAGAAAUACCCCAUCCCGGUGGAUUUUCUUGUGCUGUUGCUGCUAUGACUGAGCACCAGCCAUCAAGCAUGGAUUUCUCUUACAUGACUGGUAGUAGUGCGUUUCCAGUCUUUGACAUGUUCCGCCGACCGUGCAACAUUGCUGGUGGAAGCCUGCGUGCUGUGGAGAGUUCACUAGAUAGCUGGAGCGGGAUAGCACCAAGUGGCACCAGAAGGGAAAUGGUACGAGAGGAAGGAGAGUGCUCAAUCGAUCACUGGUCAGAGGGUGCGGAGGCUGGGACAAGCUAUGCCGGCUCGGACAUCAUGGCGGAUGCAGGGACAAUGCCACCGUUGCCUUUUGCUGACAAUUACAGUAUGGCUGCAAGCCAUUUUCGCCCCGAGAGCAUCGAAGAACAAAUGAUGUAUUCCAUGGCUGUUUCUUUAGCAGAAGCUCAUGGUAGAACGCACACACAAGGGUUGACAUGGUUGUAACGCGGUGAUUAUGAUGUGCACAGUCGUUGUUCUGCUCUCCUUUUGCCCUUUUUUGCCACCCCGUGUUCGUCCGUUUUAUUUCUCCUUUUUGCAUGUGUUGCAUCAUGGUUUGAUAUAGUUCCCGCUAUAGCUCUCCAUUAUUGCUUAUAUGUUGUAAAAUGGAAUAUGAGGAAGAAAUAGGAAAGAGAAUGUGUCAGUCUUCUUAAUGCCAAAA